Porites lobata is the source of this 34925-nucleotide messenger RNA. The record is from the annotation of a GenBank genome assembly. Lineage: Eukaryota; Metazoa; Cnidaria; Anthozoa; Scleractinia; Poritidae.
UGCAUUUGUGAUGGCCGAUCGGAGCGUUUAGACAUUGCUAGUUGGCGCUUUUGUUGAGGUGUUUGUACUAAUAUAUAAACGCUGGUGCUUCGUCAGGAAGAAUCCUUUCAUUAAUCUACCGCUUUGGCUUUUUGUCAUGGAAGUUCAUGCGUCUCCAGAAGAUUUGCGUGGUUGAUGGAGAGCGCAAAACACAAUGUACGCUUUCCGUAAGGCUGAGUUGGUUGGAAAGCGCUUUUUGUGUGUCAGGGAGAAAAAUUCUCUUCGGCCAAACUCUAGAUCUAGCCGUGUGUCCAACCCACUGGGAUAUCAGUGGAAGGUUGGAGUGAUAAGAGCUUGUAGUGAAAAGGAUUUUCAUCAUCCCGAGUUAAAGGUAAGAGUGAUCGUUAGUACAUUAUCAGCUGCUCGAGUUCAAACUUCUCAAGCAGUUGGUGCUUGAAUCGCUGACUGGUCAUUCAACCUGAAAUUAAUUCUCUUCCGAAAAGCAGACCUUCUUCACCGAAAGAGAGAGAGAGAGAGAACUGUGUCGCAAGCUCAAUGCUUUUAGUUUUGUGGAAGACGCUAUUUUUGUCUAUAUAACUGCGAACGUGUAGCUAAAAUUAGGUCGCUGGUGGAAUUGUUCGCUUGUUGAAAAACAAAACCCGUCACAUACAUGCAAGCUUUUUCGAGAAAUUCCAACAUGUGAUAGAACGGUAAAGCAUUUGAAAGCAGAGGUACAGAAAAGAAAUAGUUUUUAAUGGCAAGAUUCAUGGAGAUCUCUCUAGUUUAUUUUCUAUUCCAAAUCUCCCACGGAUUCAUAUUUUCGCUGUCUCAAGUGGUGAUUGUACUGUGGUUGUGCGUGAUCCAUCUUCGAAAUGUACAUGCAAUAAAUCCAAUACUAUAGCUAACACUUUGAAAUGUAUAUGAACAGUAUUGAAUUGUUUGCUGUUCAUUUCUGCUUGGAAAUCGUUAGUUUUAAACAUGCCUCUGUAAAUAACUUCACGCCUAGCGUUUCUUGUUGACUGUUGGGUUAUUUGGGGAUUCUUCGAGACAAGUUAUUAAACAGUUAUCUUCCGGAGUUUUGGAUAUAACGGAGUAUUUAUCCACAAAAUUGUUAGUUCUUGAUGUAAAACCGCUUUUACAUGUUAAGGAUGGAAAUUAAUGAAGGAAAAUUUUUAUUCCUAAGCAACAAUUUCAGGGAAGAAAAGAAUGUUUCAAACAUGUUGUGUAUAGUUGUAAAUUACACAAUUUCAGAACUUUAAAUUUCUGGAAAAUUUUUAUACUUAUGUCCUUACACAGCAGAAGCUCUUUUACGGUUGCGAGUCACCAAUACAUGCACAUACAUGUAUAACAAACCCUUGUCAGGGAAUGAGAAAGAAUAUUUAAUUGCAGCUCUCAAAUUUGCUUGUCCCAGGCAGUUGCAUGCUUGUUGUAGUUCACUUUUCUUAUGAGUUAAUAUCAUUAGAAGGUGACUUGCCUGGGUGUCACAAAGAGCUGGUUCCUGGCCAAUUUUCAGUGACUGAAAAAGAGCUUACCACUACUUGCUCAAACCAUGAUGUGGGGUUAUUUUGAAGGUGCAGUUGAGAAGAUGGCUUGACUAAUUAAAAAGCCUUCUUAGCUACAUAUAUAACUCCACUAUAUCCUUGCCAGGGCUCCUACCCAUUGGGCAAGUGUCUAUGAAAAUUUAAUUGCCUGGUAAAAAUAUUCUAUUAGUCGCGCGCGAUUGGACAGGAUGUUUUUCAAUCUCUGCGAGCAAUAGUAGUUUGUUACCUCUGGGUUUAACCCUUUAAGUCCCAAUGGUGACCAACAUCAAUUUUCUCCUAACAAUAUCCAUACAAUGUCAAGAGAUUAGGUUAUGAGAAUUAAUUAAAUGAUCACCAAAGAGAAAAUGCUUUGAUCUUUUAUCAAACUCUCUCAACUUAUUCUUCAAAGAAAUGUAUAGAGAUCAGUUUGGAGAAUUUGCUCGUGGAUAUUGGGGCUUAAAGGGUUAAAAUGGAAUGCAUGGAACAGGUUUUGAAAUGACACAUGCCUGUUACGGCAAGCUUUAUUUCCUAGCUGCAUGCCACUUAUACAUGUAUCGGGGCUCAACACUGUUCCAAAAGUUUUCGUGAUGUUUUAUCACUUAUCAAAAGAGUCCUUUUGACCAUUCUGACCACAGGAUUUGUAGAGUCUUGAAUUCUUGGAAAAGUCUGGGAAAUAGAGAUAAAGUCUGAAAAAUUGUAAAAAGUCUGGAAAAUAACAGAUUAACCUAAAGUGAUUUAUUAGUGAAUUUUUUUCCCCUGCCCAUUCGAUCUUGCUUAUAGCCAAGACAUUCAAUCACAGAAUAAGAAGUUUCAGAACUCUCUUAUUUCUACAUAGCACUGUUGUUACUGUACUGUAGUGGUGCGUCAUGAAAAAAGCUUGGUUCCUGGGUUUUUCAAGGUCUCUGUUGAUCACCUAUUUGGUAACCUUGAGUCUGGAAAAGUAAAUUACUGUUUUGGAAGAAAAGGCUGGAAAAAGUCUUAAAUUUUGGAUCCAAAAAUCUGUAUGAACCAUGACCAUUAUUGGGUUGCUGUGGUUUGCUAUGUAACAUCCACUUCCAUUUUUUAAGCUAGGCUGCAAGACACUAGUAGAGCUUUUCCACUACCCUACCUAAAACGUUGUUAAGUUCCCUAACUACGUGUAUGUUGUGUAUAUUUAUUGUAUUGUAAUUUGGAUAAUUAUCUUUUUAAUGGAUGUGUUGUAGGUUCUUGUUGAAUAUGAUAAUGAGGACUGGACUACUCGGGAGUGGCUCACCAUCUAUGAUGGAAGCUGGAAGAUAUUCUUGGUGGAAAAGACAAUGGUUUGGAGUCAAAGGCCUGAUCCAUCCAAUCCUAGGAGACCACUGCUUUGGCCUGCUUUGGUAAGAACCAUAAUUAUCCUGCAGACUUGCAUUUUUUUAGACAAAAAAGGAGUAUCCUACACAUUUUUAUUGUGCAUACUCAGCUUAAAUUAACAAAUAUUAAUUUAUUGAGUUACAUAAAGUAUUACUGAAAUUAGGGGAUCAUAAUAUUAUAAUAAUAUAAACAUUUAUAUUGUGCAGUUUUCAUGGCAAGAUGAUCAAUUGCAGAUUACGGUUUUCAUAUAAUUUUUUUAAAAUUAAUUCUAUAAAUUCAGUCACAAAGUGUUGAACAGGUUGCUGAUGACAAUGAUAAUCAUGAUGACGAUGAUUUUGAUGAUACUGAUGACGAUGGCUUUCUAUUACAGACGUUUUCCCCUCUUGUUGAUAAACACGGAUUAAGUGAUGAGGAUCGACCUGUACCAGUGGAAUUUGUUGGAGAUCAUGAAAGGUAAACUUGAUUUGCUUCAGGUGCACGUACAAAUUGUAUGGAAGCCAGGUAAGUUAUGAAUACAAAAAAAUUCGUAGGGCUUGUCAUGUUUCCAGAGCCUUGUUCAUCCUUUUAUUGAUAAAUGCGACAGUUUGUAAUUGAGUCUUGAUUUCGUCUCUUUUUGUUUUCUUUGAAAUACACUUUGCUCCCCUUUUUUUAUACCUCCCUGGUGUACAGGGUAUUUUAGGGACUAGCGACAUAAUGAAUGUUAAACUAGCUGGAUCAACAGCGUCUUUUCAUCAAAUGUGUCUCAAAAUAAAAUUAUUGUCUCAGGCAUUAUCUGUGCACUUUCAUUAAUUUUUUGCCUUUUAAAUCCAAUACUAGUGUUUUAAUUGUUUUUCUAAUGUUUGCAUACGUAGAAUGUUUGUGAGAGGUGAUGAGUGCCGUCCAUAUGGCCAGGUAAUUCUGAAUGCUACUGAUGAUUACACAUUUUUGCUACGUUUUUUUAUCUUUAAAAGUUAUACAAGCGAGUACCGUAUUUAUUCGAUUAACCGCCCUGGGCGCUUAUUAAAUUUUUGGACCUUGCGAGUGGGCGCUUAUUCGAGGUGGGCGCUUAUUCGAGGCUGGGCGCUUAUUAAAUUUUCACCAUUUUCAGCAAGUGAAGUAUGUUUAUUUUGCAACAAAACAAUAAAUGCUAAUAACAAAACGCGAAGAAGUAACAAAGCAAGGUUUUUGUAAAAUACUCUGAAGAAAACUCCGUCCUCGGGAAAGUCUCUUAUUAAAAUUUAUUCACUCAAGUGGGUGGGGUGGGGGUGAGCUCUUAUUUGAGUUUGAUUGGGAGGAGGAGGGGGUGGGCGCUUAUUCGAGGCUGGGCGCUUAUUAACUUUUUCUGCCAUUAGGAUGGGCGCUUAUUCGAGGUGGGCGCUAAUUCGAGGUUGGGCGCUUAUUCGAAUAAAUACGGUAGUUGAUUGCUUUGGUGGUUAUCAUCUGACAAAUUCAACUCGCACAUUUUCAUCUUGAAACUUUCCUUGUGUCUGCCCCCUCCAUGUCACCCCCCCCCUUUCCAGAGGCUCAGAGACCUAGAUUGAGGAUUUUGCUGGGAAUGAGAAAAAGUUUUCUUUGCAAGUGAAUUCCCCCUCAAAAUGAUUUAUUUUUGCAAAAGUUAUUAGAUGUUUCUUGUGUGUAUUGAAUGCAAUGAUAAGUAUCGGUAAAUCUUUCUUACCGGUAAUUUAAAUCUUUGAGCUGUGUUCUUGAUGAGCUUGGGGGCAUAGUAUUGUUUUCUUUUAAUCCCUUCAUGUUGUGGUCCUCAACGCCUUGCCCCAUUAAAAUGUUUCCAGAGAGAAAUUCAUUUAGGGAAUAGACACUGCUGGUUGAUACAUGAAGUUACAGUAAGUAACAACAAAAAUUGUUGCCACCUAUCAUUAUUUUAUUGUAGUCCCAUUGGAAAAGAAUUGAAGAAUAGUUUAUUUUUCAUAGGUAACUACUGCUGUAAGCAAAAUAGGGAGUGUUAGCAUCGACCAACAGUAAAAAUGUCAUUUUGAAAAUGCAUUUGCAUUUUUUCAAACGUUGUCGCAUUUAUUCCAAUUCGCUGAAAAUGUCAAUGCAGGUGAAUUUCCCUAGAGUUGAUUUUUUGGGGACUGUUCUCAAGUUUAGAAAGAGAAAUGAAAAUAAUUCUUGGUCGCUUGUUUAAGUCCUCCAUAAAGCGUCAAAUCAGGCAUUUCCACGUUGUAGUCGUGCAGUGACAGCAAAGAAAUGUACAAAAAACAUGAAGCACAUGAAAGUUGUUGUUUUGCUUAACAAACCCACUGCACAUUUGGAGUUCCUGUUGGCUUCACCGUCGCUGUUGUCGUUGCUAAAGCUCCCUAAUACAGAUGUCUGUACUUUACAUGGACAUGUCUUACACUCUGUUAAUAGUACUACUUCUAUAAAACAAUUUUUUUUUUUAAAAAAAGAAAGGUAUCUCAGGCAUUAAUUUGUUGAGGAGAAUUCUGCAGUGUAAGCUGAACUGGUUUCAACAGUGUUUUGCAGGAGAAAAGGUUUAGCAGCAAAUAUGAGCUUGUUUCAAAUAUUAUUGAUUUUGCACCAAAGCACAGUGUAUUGAACAUCAAGAUUUCCUUUUUCAAAGAUCAAAUUUCUAAAAUUUUGUCCAUUUAAAAUAUAUCCUCUUUUAGGAUGAUGAUGGUCUUCAACCAGCUUUGAGAAAUAACCCCAAUGUUAUGGAGGAACUGCGUGAUUGGCAACGAGUUCAGAAAUCUCAGUCUAUUCUUCUUGAUGGUAACCUUCAUUGUUACUCUUUAAAUUACCAUUACGACAAUAAAGACCUUUGGAUUGGAGGACAAGGAUGACUGUGCAGACUAGAUUUGACUUAAAAUUUUUUCACAUACAGCCUUUAUUCUCCAAAAGUAGACACCUCUUAACCCUUUAAGCCCCAAUAUCCACAUACAAAUUCUCCAAACUGAUCUCCAUACAUUUCUUUUAUGAAUGAGUUGAGAGAAUUUGAUAAAAGAUCAAGGCAUUUUCCCUUAGGUGAUCAUUUUAUUAAUUCUCAUAACUUAAUUGCUUGACAUUGUAUGGAUAUCGUUAGGAGAAAGUUGACGUUAGUCACUAUUGGGACUUAAAGGGUUAAAGCGUCAUUGUACUUUUUUUUCAUUAGAAAAGUUAGAAGUUUUGUUUUUAUUGAAAGAGGUUUUAAAAGCCUUUUCCCGAUCACAAAAUGAUAAAACUUCUAACAUUUGACAACUUGCUUCCAUCACUAUGACAUUCUUUCUAAAACCUCAAGUAGAAUGAUGACAGCUAUUACACUUUCCCACCAAAAUGACGCUGGUUCACUUGUGUACACUACUUCUAAAUUAUGUCAUUGAGAAAAUCUUGUACUCGUACCUAUAGCCAUCCUUGUCUUAGGCCUCUAAUGUUAAUCUGUGUAUAUCUGUAGUUUUAUCAGUUACUAGUGAUACAUUUUUAAGCCAAUUCAUGGAAAGCAUUGUGUCUUGCACAUAAUACUCUGUGGUGUCUUGAGUACAGUGGAACCCAGCCCUAUGGCCACUGCGGUAAUACAGUCAUCAUUUUUUUCAGCUGUUCUUAAUACGGUCACCCGCUAAUACAGCUAGCAGCCACAUUUUAAAAUCCCAAACAAAAGAAUCCUUUAUAAUUUCACCCCGUUGGCCACUUGUUUGAAAUGUAGAAAAUUAAAGUGCCUGUGACAUGUCAAUUGAGCUGACCUAGUACAUGUAAGCUGAGUCUGUUCUUCUACUGUUUUUAGACCACAGCCCACAAACGUCUUAGAGUGAUGCAUUUUACAUUCCAAAAUAAAAAAAGAUUAUGUUAACUUUUGUAUUUACUCUCUUUUUUCUUUUGAAAAGUGAUUGAUUUUUCACUUUGCUGCCUUAUUCUCACUUUCUAGGUCCUUUCACUCUGACUGGAUUUAGAGUCCAAGUUUAUCGGUGAGCAGCUUCCAAAAUAUUAUAAUUUUUUGAACAUAAUGUUUUUGUUUUUAUUUGUAAUAAUAACCUUUGUAGAGGAGCUGUUAUUUUUUCACAGAACAUAUUCAGCAGUUUAGGUCUGUUGUCAUUAUUUUAUUUUUUGUGUAAGAGAUCUAUCGUAUGAGUUUGGUGUGUGAUAAGUUUCAAAGAAGUAGCUGUUUGCUUUUCUUAUGCUGUACACUCUGACAACUCAGGCUCAUUAAAAAAUCAUAGGGUGCCUUUGGCUAACUCUUGGAUUAAGUAUUUUAGAAGUGAAAGCUGAUAAUGAACUUGUAAUUAGUCUACCCAUAUUCUUUAUAUCAGUCAAAGUCACAUGCAAUUCUACUGACCCAGCAGACUAUCUUAACUUCAUUUAGAUUGACCCAAAUUAGAGUUUAGUUUGUCUCAUGAAAAGUUUGACGAUUGGACUACUAGGCCUUAAUCUAGUAAACAAUUUGUGUUCCUUUAGGCGUACAAAUUGUAAAACGGGCAGAGUCCAACAUCUUAACAUGUAAAUUGUGUGCGUGAGUUAUUUUAUAAUCCUUUUUACUGGAUUACUGUGUAAAAACUCGAAUGUAUAAACCGCAAAAGGGGGUAGCCUGAGUAUCAGGCGUUUCUGGGGAAAAGGGGAAAAAUGGAAGCGAAAAAGGAAGAGAGGUGAAGGAAAGAAAUGCCUGACACAGAUGCUUUUACUGGAGCCUUCCACCCUCACACAGCAUGAUUCGAUACCAUCCAAUCAAAAUCACUUCCGGUCAAUGGGUUGUCAGCUUCACGUGUCAAAAAGCUCGCCUGAAAUAAAUCUCACUUAACGGUCGGGCCGAGCUCCGGUGCUUGUGUUGCUACGAUUUCGCUUUUUUCUGAAACCUCCAAUGAGGAGUUUUCGAAUACUUGUAAUGUAAAACCUGCCAUUUAUGAGGAAUUAUAACAGGGUUUAGGAAUUGUGCUAGUGUAAGAUUGCCAACGCUCGCCUGGUUUGUAAACAAACGUGUGCCCGGAAAAUUAUAAAUUGUUUUUGUUUACAGAGUUAAAUCAGGCGCUUGUCUGGCAGCUAAAAAGCUGGUGUUAUCCCUCGUAUUCUCGGGUGGUUGAAAGGAGCUGUAAGAAUAUAGGAAGGUGCGAUAGUGACACACCUAUGCCUAGAAAUUAUCAAGCGGCAGCAGAUUCCACCACUUCACAGAGAGCUCGUGAAAGCCGUUACAAGUUCAAAACAAGUGAGAGCCUAUAGCAAAGGUCAAUCCCGCUGGCGAAAUAUGAUGGCUCCCGCUUGAGCUUAAGACAUUUCAAAAGUGAGAAGAUUUUGGAAGAGGAAGCGAACGAAUUCCAAUCACGUACGUUAUCGUAACCGCAACAAGCAAAGUCAAGCUUUUUAAAAGCAUUGGUGCUGUCGGCUAUCCCCGCGGCUAUCUCAAUACAUGGCUACCUCGCUCUAUUUUCAUUUACAGUAAUAAUACCCUUUUAACGGCAGGAUGUUGUAAAUCUGAACUUAGAUAUCUGAAACACUGAUAUCGUCUUCUUUGUCCCGGUCUUGUGAAACCAAUACUCGGCCGAAGAUGGUAUAUGAGGCUUUUCCUUACUUCGAGUACAUGUUUCCUUUAAACUACGAGGCCUUGAAAACACAAUUCUUGCUCGGGUUUUAUUUUUAUUCCUGGAAAGAACUUGAGAGCGCCCUCUAGAGCCUUUUUUAAUUCCUCUCUGCGUCUCUGUCUGUAAAAGCAUCACAUACCGGUAACAUGAAAUCAAAACAUCUAUGAAAAAUUUCAAUGAACGUCUCCUUGCCGAUCGCUCUUGCGGUCGGUGACGUCAAGGGGUAUUGUGUGUUAUCCAAUGACUGCCACAUCCAUAUUUUGGAUGUGUCACACGAUUUGCUGAAUGGUUUUGUGUCAGGCCUUCCUUUCUCUUCUCCCCCUCCCCCCUCCCCCAUCUAAAAUCUCCUCUCCCCUAACCCCGUAGGAAGGCCUGAUACUCAGGCUAAAAAGGGGGCAAAGUCCAUCACUUUCUCGUGCGAGCUGUGUGACAGUAAAUCCCAUGCAGACUGGCUAUUCACAUAGUAACUUGAACGUGUGAAGACCUGUUUAGUUUUGUUACCAGUGCCUUAAAAAAGGUUCUUGUCUUUUGAGAAGCAGUAGCUUUUAAAAGGUGAAGAAUUAAGUCGUCAGCGUUAGAGACUGUUUCAUUGAGUAGAAUCGCAUUUGAAAUUACUCCCUGUUAGAUUGGGGAGUUGAAGAGGAAUUGCUGAUCUCUUUGUCAUGUUUAUUGCCUGGAACGGUUGAUCUAAGAUGACUGUCAUUUUCAUUUUGGUUACUCUUUUCUGAGCCAACUAAUUAUGAAAGUGUCUACACUUGAGUGACACAUUUGCAUAUUACAGUGCCCAUAACAACUCAUUCCUUACGCUACGCUUAAUCCACAAAUUAAAAAGAAGCAGGUAACAAGAAAAUACUAAACAACUUUUAUUGCCCUGAAAAGCUACAUUUACAAUGUAUUAUUUUAACUACGCGUAUGAUGGUACAGUCUGCACAUUGUCACACCUUUGUUAACUUCUUAUUUUUAGACAAACUUGUCGACAGUGGUAUUCAGCUGUGAUCACUGGGCAUGACCUUAUGUCAAGGGUAGGUUUUGAAAAGAAGACAUUUCAAUGCCCAAAUUAAUGAAAUUACCAAGAGAAGGAGAAAUUUGACUUCAGUACAUGGCCCUGAAAAAUUCCAAACACUGUAUGAAAAAUGAUUGCAAAGUCUCAUACCUACACCUCCAGCAACAAAAGUGUAUCAAUUUGCUGAAGUGUCCAGAAUUGCUUUAUAGAUCUUAAAGAACGAGAAACUGUUUCAAAGUUAAAUCUAACAGAGUUCUUGCUUGUGGGCUUUUACUGUACAUGAGAAAGAUGCUUUUUGGUCAGUGACCGAGGUGGCUUGGAAGAAACAAUCUGUGUACAUGUGCCUGUACUCCCAAUAGAAGUUGAGCAUACAUGUUCAACCUUCAGGUUACUAUCGAUUACUAGUCCAGAUGAUCUACCACCAAGUUCCCAUAAGGCUCCUUUAGCUUACUGGUAGAGCAUCUGGACUACUGGUACAUGAAAGAACUUCUACUGCAGUUGACGACAAACCUAGAUACUCACUAUGCUUGUCAACUCAACACCUGCUUUUUGAACCAAAGAAUCAAAAACUAGAGAUACAUGUAGAGCCUUUGAUGUUGUGGAAGCUAAGCUAUAAAACUUGAUGCCCAGCUUUAUACAUGUAUGUUUGGCCAGCUCUUUGAGUAGUUUUAAUAGCUGAGCUUAAACUUUCCUUUUUAAGAGGGGUUUUUCUCAUACUCACUACUCACUACUCUCAUGCUUUUAAUGUUAUUUGUCAUUUGUUUAACAGGAGCUUUCUUGUAUGGAUGAUACUGUCUUGCAAACUCACAGAGUUGAUCCAAGGCUAACCCAAGUCAUUCUUCUAGCUAAUGGUACGGUUUAUUUCUAUUUUUGAUCGAAUACCACAAACAUGUAACCAGGGCUCAAGAAAAGGUCCUUCCGUUAGUCUGGGACAAGUACAAUGUAGAUUUCCUUGUUGGGGAAGUAAUUUUCAAAGCUUACAUGUCCAGGCAAGUCAGCCUCUAAAAUAAUCAUUAACUGAGACAAGCAAGAAGUGGCCCUGAGCAUGCAAAAUGUGAGAGCUCCUUGCCCGAAGGACAAGCUUGGGUUCGUGUUUUUUUUAAGCCCUGUGUAACCAUGCGUAAUAGCCUGCUGAAAGUCUUUUGAUCUUAAUACCCAAUUUUUUUCUUUUAGAAACUGAAUUGGAUAGCCUUCUGCGGGGAGAGCUUGUCCGUGUACUACCCAUGAGACAGCAUCGCCAUUCUCAAGUUAUCAUUACUGCACCAAUGACCACUCAAACCACUACUAAUUCUCUCUCUUCUGCUGCACCAACGGUGAGAUUACAAAUUACAAAAGGAAUGGUAACACACUUGUCACCAAACUUUUUACUCAAAAUUUAUCUCAGAUUGAGCUGUGCACCUUUUCAGUAACAAAUGAUCCCAAAAGGAUUUUUUUAAGUACCAAAUGAAUCUUCUUCAAAUGAAUCUGGACAGGCAUAGUAAACAAUGUAAAAAUGUUAACGUCUUGAAAAUAAUUAUUGCAAUUGCUAAAAAAGAAAAUCACUAAUAUUUCUUAACACUAAGUUCUAAUCUCAUAACUUGCUUGAGAUCAUAAUCUUAUUAUUUGAUUGUUUGAUUGUAGUAAUGGAACAUCCUUUAAUUUUAUCAUUUUGUCAGACCUGGCAAUUGUAUGCUGGAUUGACACAUUCUACAAAUUCCAACAACCAUUUACAGGCAUUAAGUUCUACACAAGCAGUAUUUUCAAGUCCUGCAGUCUCUACUGUAACAAACAGACAGAUUUCUACGCGCUCACCACCAAACGUGCAUAGUACAGACACAAAUAAGGAAAGAAAAAAGUCUACUGAAACAAGGCAAGUUGAGAGAAUUCUUAUUAAUCAAUUGUUUGCUUUUUGCCAACGUCAGUGAAAAGUGAUGGGAUUUUAUUGUUAGGUGGUUUCCAGGUUGCAGGAAGAUUGCAGAAAGACAUAUGCUUUUAAAGAGAAACAUUCUGUUAGUGUGGUUGAUUGAGUUGAUUUUGUUACUAUUAGUCAUGUGUCCUUUUAAUAAACAUUUUUUCAACGAAGAGAAGGAUUUGGCGACCUUUAAGGAAAAGGAGGAGCAAUUUGUGAAAUGUAAAGUCAUUGCUCGAAUAUUGUUUCUAGCUCUGAGAUCAGGGUAGAGUCAGAAUUUUUUUGUCUUAAUUUAUACAUGUAUUGUAUGCCAACCAUUUUCAGUGAAAUUCAAAAGGCAAUCUGAUCUAACCAGACAGCGCCAAGCCAGAAGAGCCUUUCUGUUGCAUGACCAAUACUGUUAAAUAUCUGAUAUCUCUUUGUCUUGUUAAUUUUUUAAAGGAACAGUAGCUCUGCUUCUCGCAGAGUUACAAGAUCAGACUCCACAAGCAGCCCAACAUCAUUAAGUGAUACUCAACAGCGCACACCCCAAACUAUUCAGUCACCCCUAACAACUCCAUCAGCCACUUCUCUCUCGUCAAGUAUCAGAAGUGUGUCUCACACAUCCAGUCAACAAAGCUACAAAACUUCACCACCUGAUGCUCACACUAUGUCUCCAAAGAGGUCAAGCUCAUCUAGUUCCUUGGGAUCACCUUCAUCAAGCUUACAAAAGAUGUCGCCUAUAAAACAACCAGCGUCUCCAAAGACAUCUCCGUCAGUCUUACAUUAUGGUUCUCCGUCAAAAGCAGGCAUGAGUAACAUGGGAAGCCCAUUUAGGUCCAACCCAUUCUGCUCAUCUCCUGACAUGUCUGUGGCCACUAUGGCAAGUCCAUUGUCUGGGAUGUCCCAUAUAGGAAUGUGUUCACCUGGCCAUAUGGUUUAUUCCCGUGCACAAAGCCCUCAUCCUCUCUACUCUCAUAGUAUGGGACAUCUCAACAUUUCACCUCCUCAGCUGUACGCACUUCAGCUUCAGCAGCAACAGAAGCAGAUGCUGUCUCCUGAACAACAAGAGUUUCUGGCCAAGCUACAACACCAGCACUAUCAGAGUCUUAUGAAUCAGUACCAAAUGCACCAUUACCAGCUCCAGCUUAUGCUUCAGCAGCAGGAGAUCAUGAAGCAGAUGCCGCUUACACUUGAACAACAGCAUGUUUUAGCAGAACGUUACAACCAGCUCCUUUACCAGUACCAAUGUGCGCAGAUUUUUCAGCAGCUCGCAGCUGUCACCCAGGACGAACAGCUGUCCGUGUAUCACGGCACUGAUGACAGAACACGGGUGCUUCCCGAGAGAAUUCAACAGCAGCUGCGUGAAGCACAGGAGCGACAAAAACAAGAGCUGCAACAUCUGAUGCCUAGGUUGGAGCCGGAGCAGCUGCAAACAUUCUUCACUUGUCUUCAGCAAAGAAGCAUGACAUCAGACCAAAUGAAAGAGCUGUACACUCUGCUGAUUCAACAACAGGAAGCACAGAAGAGGCAGCCUCAGCAAGAUGAACGGCAAAGAUCAACAAUCCAGGAUAUUCUUCGCCAGAAUCAGGUAAAGAUUGUGGUACAUCAAAUUGGAGACAUUCUACUAUAUUUCCCAUCCUGAAUCUUUCGUAUUUUUCCUUAAAACGGUGCUUUCCGUUGAGUCCAAACAAGGUAUGUCAAUACAUCUUAGCGAAAGAUGCAUCAGCCCAUUCUAAUUGUCCAGAUUAACAACUAGGAGCGCGGGCGCGGUCAACGGUUAGCGGUUUGGCUCAAGCGCAGUCAGCCUUGCUUGCAUCACCUCCAUGUGCCCAGUACAGCGUUUUCCUGGCGGCCACUCUCUUCGUUUAGCCUUUAGGUCAUUUGUUCUACCCCAUCUCUCUCCCCCCCACCCCUUUAUUUUUCCACUGGCAAAUCAGUGUGCGGGUACCUGGUUCCUUUGGCGUGGGGACUUAUGGCUGGAGGGCGCGGGUUUGCCAGCCAUGGAGACGUAACUCUGUCUAGGGGCUAGCUGUGCAAAAAGUGGAAGCCCCUGGACAUCCCGGGCACCCACCUCCAUUUACCUCACAAAUUUGAUUUGUCAAGUACUGUUGGACCCUUUUUCUCAGCAAUUCUGCAGUGAACCCAAAGAAAACUGUCAUUUUGACCUGUCCUUGCGUCGUGUUUCUGCUACUUGUCUCCCGACGUAUACAUACUGGGUGUUUUUUGCAGACGCCUGUUGCAGAGCAACGUGUUAUUGGGCUGCAUGUGGGAAAGCCCAAUAAAGUUCCGAGGAUCGUGUUUGUUAAAAAAAAGAAAAGCAAAAUGGCGGACGCAUAACCAAGAGGCUGUUGCGUGUCCAGUCGCUUCUGCACUGGGAAGAUUACUUGACUUUGGGGGGAGAGGGGAUAGUCAUUUCAGAUAAAUACAGUUUUGAAACUAUUUAAUAAACCACUGUGUCACGAAGCUGGCAGACCAGUGUAGCCCAGUUAUUGGAAUUUUGUUGAAAGGAGUUAGGAAGUGACAUAAGGAGUUAUUUUUAUUUCAACAGGAAGAUGUGAAGAAGAUUCUGCAAUUACAGCAGUCACCAUCACGCUCAAGAGAUGUUGAAAACAAAGACGAACCCAGACAGGAGGCUAGCAGCUCUUCAGCUCAACCGGAAUCGCCCUCAUCAUCAGCAUCAUCGUUCACUGUGCACUAUAUGCCCACUCCGUGUGACUCAGGGGACUCAUCUGAUUCUAACGGUAAAGACAAGCCUGAGAAAGAUGCAUCUGUGGGAAAAUCAACUUCAGAAACCUCAAAACCUGAAGCAAAGCCAAGUGUUGAUGAAAUAGAGCUCAAGUCAACAACCACAGAUGAAGAGAGAAGGUUUGUCGGAUUAAUUUAGAUUUCUGGGAAACUGCCCACUUACCCCUCCCCUAAGCCAUCAUUUUGCCGCAAGUGAGAAGUAAGUGUUAAUUUUAGCUUAGGGCAGGGGUAGGUGGCGAGUUUCCCAGAAACCUAAAUUUAUCCGGUUUGUUCUAUUCUUACUACUGUAUCUUCCUAUUUGUAGUCUGUGUGAUUGUUGUAAGAUUUUGAAGUUGAAUGCUACCUUCAACACAGUAUGACGGCAUUUAAUUUUCUUUUAUGUUUCUUGACAAGAAACCCUGUGUUAUAUUAAGAAAGUCAGCUCUCUCAUAAGCGACCAUGUCGCCACGUUUUCGUCCUAGAGACUCUUAAGUGAGCGCGAAUUUAGACCAAUUGCGACAUAUUAAGAUUCAUACAUGUACUUGUCCUCCAAGCCUUGAGAGUAUAACAACAAUGAAAAUCACCUUGAGGUUCAAGUAUAAACUAGAGAUCUUAAGGUUGAGGUUUUUCGGCAUUUUCUGCGAACCGCGAACGUCAAGAAGUCACGUGACCAGGGCCUUGCCGUCAGGUUUGCGGUUUGAGGUUCACGUUUGUGCUGCUAGAUCACGCUCUAGAGAUAAGUGAUUUACCGCAAGGUUUUUUGGCCCCUAAAACAUCACAAUCCCACGUUUGAGAAGAAAUACGACUUUUGAGAACUUUUUUGCUUAUUGAUUAUCGAAAUCUUUUUUUAAAAAAACGACAUUUUGAAAUCAAUUCCUCAGCUAAAAUAGAAGUGAGUUGUAAUGAAUACUAACAUGGCAGCCGCAAGCUACCAUCCGCGCAUCUUAAGUCUCAAAUAUGGGCAGACGUAUAAAGUGAAACCGUUAACUGCAAACCACAGUUUGUUGUUUGCAGUAAAAUGACCAAACCUUGAUGUUGAUUAAGAUCUUGUUACUUUCAUUGAUAAGUUAUUAGUAAAGUAGUCCUGUAAUUUAUGAUUUAUGGUCGUGAGAUUUACAGUGGUGUAUGUACUUUUUCUUUUAGUAGUUCACCACAUGCGAUCCUGGAAAAACUUUUACAACAUCAUUUGGAGGCCGUCAAAUUAGAAAGCAAACAGCAAGCUUCUGCGAAGGUUGGUGCUUGUUCUUGAUAUUUUUACUUAAAAAUUUUAAAAUGAUGAGAUACAAUGCAGUGCUUUGUAAUGCAACUGGGUGCCAUGCAAUCUCAUGCAAUACAAUGCAGUGCUUCCAACCAGCCUGCCCUCUACUCUCUAUACCUGGUCUUUUCUCGCCUGUGGUCUGUUGACGGCGUUAAUGUUUGUCCUUUUAUUAUAGGCUAGAAGAACGAGAGCCUCUUCGACAGAAAAGAGGACUAAAAGGCAAAGAAAAUCUGCUGAAUUAUCAAGCGCAAAAAUCCAAGAUGACGAGAAUAAUAGUGCAGAAAAAGAUAACCAAAAUUUCAGAGAAGCUGCCGUCACUCGCAAUUCGUUUACAACAGAUCCCCUCCCUUGUCCAUUAACUGGCGAUGUUUCAAGGGAGACCACGAACACUUCUGUCAACCACACGUUCUCUCUAAACGACAACGAUUCUGUUCUCAGCGAGCAAAAACUUCCAAAGAAUUUAGGUUUUGUUGAUUCUCAUCUAUCCGAACCAGAAAAGCAAAAUAAAACUGCGCAUGAGCAAGUGAAUACCUCAUUAAGGCCUGAGCAGAGAUAUCCCUUGGAAAGAGAGGACACUUCUCUGAUGACCAGUGGAAGAGUAGCGACAGGGGAUGUUGUGAAAGAAGCUCCUCGCGAGAACAUUAGGUUGAAAGACUCAACAAAGACGCGCAAAGAGAGAACACCUGUCAUGGACAAGCAAAAUAAGGUUGCGGAUAUUUCUAAAGAUAAUGCACAGGUCACGAAAAACGAAAAAGCAACGAGCUUAAAUCGGAAACUUUCGGAGAAGGCUUCAGCUAACAGCACAGCGGCAGAGCAAGCCCAGCCUUCAGAAUUAGUAAGUUUGCUAAAAAAGAAAUCCUCGAGGUUGGCAGAAGAAGUAAGGACUGAAGGCUCUAACAGUGUGGCCUCUAAGAACGUUACUGCAAAUGAACCGGAAGGUAGCGUGUUAGAGGAGACAUCUUCGAUUUCACUCCAAAACCAAGGCGCUAAAACCCAAAACAAUUUAUCUGCAAAGGACGUUACUGUGGAAAAGCCGCAAAGUCAGUUUUUUGGGUACACACCGCCAAUUUUCCCAGGAAAAGAAACCUGCAGUGGCUCUGAAAAUGUGUCAUCUAAGAGCAGUGUACAAGAUCGACCCACAGAGAGCUUAAUAGAGAAAAGGUCUGAGCAAGAAGAAGAUAAACGCACUGCUAAUGUUUUACCCGCUGUGACGGAGAAAGGUUGGUUAGAACUAACGACCUUAAGGGGCAAGAGAAAAACAUCUGGAAAGCUUACGGUUAUGGAACUAUCUAAACCUACUCCAUUGAGUUUGACUCGGAAGAGUUUUCAUGACGCAGCAAAGGCGGCUGCAGAUUUGUCACCGGACAAUCUGUCCAGAAAGUCACAGGAUAACCAGUCGGCUGCAGAUGUGUCACAGGACAACCAGUUCGGACAGUCAGAGGGUAACCAGUCAGUGCAAUUACAGGACAAAACUUCUGACGCGAUGGAAGUUGAUAAUUUCCCGGCUUCACAGAAACCCCCGGCGAUUCCCGAUGCAAGGCAGUUGACGAAAAAUUGUUUCUCUGUGUUUUCUUCCAAUUCUUCUGACCAUAAUGGAGACUUGUUUGCUGAAAAAGAGCUCAAAACGUACUCUAGAAGAAUCACUCCAAAUAAAAGGAAAUCUAUAUCUACCUCCAAAGAAAAUAUCACUGAAAGGAGUACUGUUAUCAGUAAAGUUUUAAAGAUGGAUAAUUCAGAAUCUCUGGAUGUUGAUGGCAACAAAAUAGAAGCUCAUGAAAAUGGGAACAAAAUGGACAACCAAGUGCUUGACUCUGACCUCUCAAAAGACUCUCAACCGGAACAGAAAUCUAUCAAAAGACAACAAAACUCUAGAACAAAGGGGAAGAUAUCUAGGAAAAAGUCAACCAGUGAAAACAAGAUUCCUGCAAAGAGAGCCAAAAGCGGGGAUAGUAACUGCGAUAACACUGAAGCAAUUCAAAAUAACUCUCAAAUGGAACUCGAAGACGAGGCAAGUAAACUUGUGGAUUCUGUUAGUUUUGUGGCCGAUCAAGCGAUCGAAGAUGUCACAAUAAAUCACAGUCCGACCUUGAAAGACGUGCCGGGUGAACAAUUUGACUUUGUUAAACUUAACGAUGAAGUCCUUAACGAUAAAAGCAAAGAGAAAAUAAGAGAGAUGACUAGUGUAAGAAAGAAAAUCAAGGAAAAAGAGAGGAAGAGGAAGAAAAAAGAAAAUAAAAAUGAAUUGCCAGCUUCAGCUACAGUUGUGAAGAAGGAACUCGUAGAUGGUGAAAGCCUUGAAACAGUCGUUGACUCUGUCUUGGAUGAGAAAAUUGCUGUUAUUUACAAUGGAGAAGGUUAGUCUAAAAUCAAUAUUGCAUUUGUUAUAAUCAUUUCCUUCUGCUAAAGAACAGUUUCCAAGUAAAUGUCAAAUAUGAUUGGCUGUUACUUUGGCAGUGCUCACCUGUAUAUUUUGUGAUUGGCUUAGAAAUCAUUGUGCCACGUUAUCGACCAAUCAGAAGUGAAAUGCAAGCCAACUGACCACUACAGAAAAUACCAUAACAUACCAUAAUGCUCUUUGUUCGUCACCCCAAAAUUUUGCAUAUGCAUUGUUUUCAGUUUCUCUUGGGGCCAUUUUAACUCUUAAGAGAAACUGAAGACAAUGUUCAUGCAAAAUCUUGGUGUGACAAUCAAAGAGCAUUAUGGUAUGUUAUGGUAUUUUCUGUAGUGGUCAAUUGUGACUUUCUAGCACUUGUUCCCGCACUUGGCCUAAGGCGCUGGUUAAUUAGAUGAAUUUCGAGAUCUCAUUGGUCAACUUGAUUGUCUACUCGCAAUAUGAUUGGUCAGACUUAGUACUUUGGUUGAGUGUGUGUGCAGUCACAUGAACGACUGUUAAUUUUCAGCUCUUGAUUUCUCAAAGGAAAUGUGGUCAGUGUUAGUACUACCGUUGGUUAUCUAUCUUGAAGAUUUGGUGAACAGUUGGUUACAUAAGGAUACUUACCGUAACUAGGUUGGCUAAAAUUAUGUUUUGGACUUAAAAGCAAUUCGUUUUUCUUGCGAUUCAGAACAUCAAGAAAAUGGUGCCGUCAACUCGACUGAAAUCAAGGAGGAAGGUAUUUACCUUGUUGUCUGUGCGCCCUUUGUUACCAUUAUUGUGGAUUUACAUUCUCCUUCAAUCUCCAGUGGCAGCAAAGACAGCAACAAGAUAUAUGCAGUCAAUAUUAAUGUGCAGCGGAACCUCGAUAUAAUGAAGGGCUAAGAGACUUACAAAAUUUGUUCGCUAUCGCUAGGAUUCGUUAUAUCGAGGCUCUUUUCCAUAUAUUUUACCAUUACUGGGGUAAAGAAAAUCGUUUGUUAUACCGAGGACCUGGUUAUGUAGAGGUUCGCUAUAUCAAGGUUCCAGUGUAGCUUUGAUUCCUGGUGGUAAACUCAAGCUUUUUUCAGCUCUUAAGGUGAACUAAACAACCCAUGUCGAGCGGAGGCUCCGUCGUACCAUUGGGUGCAGUGGUGUGGAUUUACUACUGUAGUAGCUUAAUUUAGUCGCGGUAGCCAUUAGUGAGAUUAAUCCUUUAAGCCCUCAGAGUGAUCAGCAUCAAAUUUCUCCUAGUAAUACUGAUCAGUGCUUUGUAAAACACAGUGGUCAUGAGAAUUAUGGACAUGACCACUCAAGAUGAAUUUGCUUGAUAUUUUAUCAACUUCGCCCCACUACUUCUGUACGAAGUAAAUAGGGGCAACAAAUGAGAAUUCCAAUAUUGAUCUUAUGGUUUAAAGGGUUAAGCAAAGUACGUUUUUGAGGGACGCACAUCAACCGCAAGUGCUCUUUUUUUGUCGAUAGAACUUUGUGCAGUGAAUAGGGACUUUAAGAUCUAACGACGCGGACGGUAACGAGAACGUAAAAAAAACAAUAGGUUUUAUUAGCAAAACGACAACUUUGCACGCUUUUUGGCACAUUUCGCUUCCCGUUUUUGCACGACUACGACGUGAACAUGCCUAAUUCCCGUUUUAUGGAGGACGUAAACACUGAGCAACGACGAAAUUUUAUUUCUCUUUCUGUACUUGGAUAUGGUAUCUAGGAAUUCAACUCCAGGAGGGUUCGCCUACAUUUGACAAAGUAAGUGGGUAAAGACUGAAAGAACGUAAAUUCACUUUUUAAGCGACGUUCUCAUUGCCGUCGCGUCGUUGGAUCUUAAAGUCGCUGAUAGCGCUUUGAACGUUUUGAACAGUUGGCGAAUUGCGGAGUGAUUAGUAGUCUACUUACAACUUUCGGUAAAAAUCAUUUUAGUUUAUUUUAUUUGUCCUACAGUAGUUGUCAAAGAAGAAGAGAAAACUGAAGUGGUAGACAAGCCAAAACCUGGGAGAGGAAGAAAGAAAAAAGAAGCAGAAACAAAAGAAGUGGAAAAAGGAAGGAAAAGAAGGGGAAAGAAACAGAAUGAGAACAAUGGUAAUUUAUAUCGAUGUGUUCUUCAAUUACUAGAUAAAAUAGGAGCAGGGGAUCGGACGCGAAUGUCUUAUCAUACGUGUGAAAUAAAGCAAUCAUUAUUGAUCUGUAUCCAACGUUUAUGAGUUCUUAUUAGGUGAGAAGAAGGUGUAUCCAAAGUUACGUCUACUAUUAAUAAUUCAUUACCCCAAAACCUGCGACCUGAAUCGCCAAUAGCUCAGUGGUUAGAGCGUCCUACCGGUAUCUGGAAUUCGUGGGUUCGAUUCCCCUUGGGGGGUGAAUUUUUUUCCGAGCAUUUCUCAGUUCUACUUAAAAUUCAUUAACCCAGUUAAUUUGUAUUGAGGCUUACAGAGGAAUAGGUGUGACUCAAUACUACCUAUAUGGCCUUACAAAAGAAAAAGGCUCCGCUCCCUCAGGAUUGGCUUGGGACAUCAAUAUGGUCUUCAAACUCAGGUCUUCGAACCCUUGCAGGUCGUUUUCGUGUGAUAAUAGUGAGUUUACGCAACAGGACGACAGUCAGAAGAGGACGGCAGAACGCUUGUGUGUGACAGACGUGACGUUUCUGGUCUUUUAAAACAAGACCUGUUUAAAGGAGGGUGAAGUUCGGCGGAAGAGUUUUUUUAAAAAAAUUUUUGUCACGCUUGUCACACAAGGUUUGCCUUCUUCUUUCCUCUCCCGUCCUGUUGCGUAAGCUCACUUUCGUGGGAUUUAUCCCCGGUCAGACCAAUAAGAUAAUUAGGACGAAACUACAGUUUGCUCUGCAAAGGAUUACCCUUUGCUUUGCUCCGAGAAAGUCUGAAUUGUGAUCUCCAACUACGGCAUACAAAAGCAAUGUCUUUCAUUAGGGUUCUGUAAUUCGUAAGAAUUUUUUGUUAUUUGAAAUAGAAUAAUCACAUGCUAGAUGUUUGUGUUCCUCUUGUCUUGUCUGUAGGAGAUAAACUUUCGCCGAAUUCAGAGCAGUUCUUUCUGCAGGUAUGUAAAUGUUGAGUUAACGAAAAACUGUUUAGUGUAGUCAUGCGCACCCAGUCUCCCCUCGUCCAAAGAGAGGCAUGGUUUUUGGUUUGUUUGGUUUUGUGUUUCUGACUUUUGGUGUCGUAUGUUGUGAAUAUUUUUUAUUUCCUUGUAAAAUGUCUUAAAUGUAUCAGGUCAUGUAUGUAGAGUCCACAGUGACACGUCGCCUACCUCGAAUAGCUUUUGCUAAUUGUAGUGUGUACGUGUUAUGCAUUUCUUUGCUGGUAAUAAAGUUUUUGUUUGUUUUUUGUUGUUUGUCAUUGGUCCGUUUUCUGACAUCAGUCUCGAGGCACGAGUUAAACCAAUUUAAUUUGUUUGUUUUUCUAGGACAAAGUGUGUUCAAAGUUUUCUGAUUUGCCAAUGUGCAGAGAUUGCCGGGAUAUCAAUGGAGAGAAAACUGGAUUAGAAUUCUGCAGAUUUAACAUGUUUCGAAGGUAGGUAUAUAUAGGCGAAUCUUUGCUGACUGUUUACAUUUUUACAAUAACUUGAGUUUGUAUCGAAACGACCUGUUACCGGUCUAACAAAUCUCUCUUUGUUUACCCUUAAGGUUAAAAAAGAGGAAGAAUGGAAAUGUGUUAAUCGCUGGUUUCCAGCUCCCUGAACACGCAGCUCCUGAAGAUUUCUAUCCUUGGGUUGCGCAGGAUCAAGGUUUGUGUACCUACUAAUUUGUAUGAAUCAUAUUCUUUUUGAAAUGUAGACACUUUAAAGUGAUAGGGGAAAAAGCAACAAAAACACGUUAAGACAAAAACCUGGAAACCUUUCGAUCAUCGGUGGAUUUACAAGAUACCACAUCUUUUAGAUUAACCCGAAUCCCACGUUCAGUUUGUUAGAAUGUCAGGCCAUUGAAGUGGGUGCAAUGUAAAGGUCAAGGGUUUACACCACACCACGAUACGUUAUGUUACGGUGUGAUGGCAAUACAAUGGCCAGGUGCACGUAAGGCGAGAGUAGCCUUUAGUCUUACAUGAAUACGCGAAGAACAAAGCAGUGUGCCUUGGCUGGAUGCUCUUUACAUUGCAAACUUUAUCUUAAGCUGGCCUCUUCACUGAGCCUGCGUUCAAUCUGUACCCGCUGCUAUUUACCCUAUGACGUAAGAAGUGCAUUAAAGCGUUUUUCGCGCCUUUUGUACCAACACAUGGCCUCCCUUGUUGGUUGAAUCCACGUUGCCUCUUUCACGUGGCGGUUGCUUCAGGUUCCUCUCUCCUUUUUCGUUAAAGAUCUGCCAGAUCUUCCGUGUGUGACGCGCAUUUUAGUUUAUAGCACAUCUCACUUAAUUCAUAUUGUAUUUUGCGGAUUGCAGUUUAACUCGAAAAUUAUCUUUCAUUUCAUAGCUGAUAUGAUGGACAAGAGUACGUCUCUUUACGUUCUUUCCCACAUUGGAGAUCAGUUCUGCUCUGUCAUGCAAGAAGAAAGGAAAGCCAUAACACAAGCUGGAGAAAACGGUAACAAAACCAGUCAAAGUUUGAGUGGAACGCGGUGCAUUGUGAUUUUAUAACAAGUUAACAUUGGGUGUUAACUGACAGGUUGUUCAUCAGGGAUCGGGGUUCAGAAAAUUCUCCGUUCACUGCGCAGAAUUCUCCGGCUAACUUUCGGUAGCCUCCGACUGUUUUUUAUUCAAACUUGGAGCCGCUUUCAAAAUAUUCUCCUGCAACAUUACACCUUUCUCCUGCACUAGAAUUCUUAAUGAAAACCCUGUAACAAGAGUUAUUGCAAUUAAAACGGAACGUGUCGGACUGUAGUUAAACACCUUUGGGCUUUUCCCUUACAUCUUCGACACUCUUGGAAAUUAGAAACGGAUGUAGACAUAUAUAUGUGGGCAAACCAGAAGCCAGAUCCCCGUUUAUAAAGGAACAGGUUUAGAAAGCAUAUGAGCGAUAGCAAUAGUGGUAUAUAAUCUCACGUUAGUCUUUAACUUCUGUAGUGAAAGUGGUGUAUAAACGCGCCGUUCAAGGUGUCAGAGAGAUGUGCGAUGUUUGUGCCACCACCAUCUUCAAUAUGCAUUGGGUGUGUCACAGGUGCGGGUUUGGAGUGUGUCUAGAUUGCUACAAUCUGCGAGUCAAGGAGCGGGAAGAACAACCUGGUAAGUGUUUUAAUUUUGAUAAUCUGUUACCUGUUAAGUAUAGCAAUUGAGUGACGUAAAACCAUAUCUAUUCAAUGAUCAUAGACGCAGGCAAUCCAAAGAACCAAUCAGAAUUCGAAAGAUGUAGCUGGCACUUAGCGUGGGAACCCGUGCGAAAACAAGACAGCUCUUUUGGGUUUUACUCUUGAUUGGUCUUAGAAAGUGUUAACCAAUCACACCCUUGAGCUAAUUAUUCCCGCAAUACUUUUGAAAAACCACACCAAUAUAGACAAGCAUGACAUUAAUAGCAAAAGCCAGCAGCAGUAACUACCUCUUGAUCACGAUUUUCGUGACAUUUUUUGUCGUUUAACAACUACCGUUCGCGUUUGAACUCGAAGAAGCUGUUUUAUUUAAGUUCGUAAAAUAGCAUAAUUUGGCUAAAUGCUCUUUCUUUGUCCCUAUCACUUCAGGUCAUGCUGGAAAAAGAGUCUUUGAGUUCAAAUGGUGUAUGUGUUGUCCAGGAAUUUGCCACCAACCGAAAAACUUAUCUGUGGCACAGAUUAUACCGAAGUCAGGUAAGUUAAGACCAACAGCAGUUUUACUUGUUAAAUUACAUCGGUCUAGUACAAUGUGGACUACGAGCAGUGUCUCGUUUUAGUUUGUCGAGCGAAACGCGCGAGACAAGAAAAUGACCACGCGCGUGACUGAAGGCGCGAGACGGGAGAGACGCGUGCGCUCCCCUCACUAAAUCUGAAGAAAAAGAGAGACUGUUCGCAGUCUAAGUACAGUGCGCUUUAAAUCGCUAAUAGUUACGAAGCUUAUCGAUGCUAGACACUGCAAAAGACGAUAAAUACGCCCCAAGAAAUACUACUGUUUUGUAGAUAUUUUGUGACAGCUCUCAAGCUGAAAAUGUUUUGAGAUAAGAAACUUCAGUAGAGGCAUCUUCCACUAAAACUGGAAUUGAGGGCCACGAGAGAAAGUGGUCACCUUGGCAAAAUUUAUGUUUUAUUUUCUGGUUUUUUAUAGACGUAAUAAUCAGAUUCACCUUAAAAGAUGUUAUGGUAACUUACAGGAAAAGGUCAAAUGAUGCAAUAUGACUGUUUAACCCUUUAAGCCUUGAGAGUGAUCAGCAUCAAAUUUCUCCUUGUAAUAUCAAUACUUUGUAAAACAGAGUGGUCAUGAGAAUUACGGACAUGAUCACACAAGAUGAAUUUGUUUGAUGUUUUAUCAACUUCUCCCCACCAUUUCUGUAGAAAAUGUAUAGGGGCAACAAAUGAGAAUUCGGAUUUUGAUCUUAGGACUUAAAGGGGCAAGGGCUAGUUACAUCGGCGUGGUUAAACUUCUCAACCAAUUUUUCAUUCUCAUUUAUAGUUCUUUCAGACCUUGGUGAUGAAUUGCACAGGGCAAGGGAUGCGUGGAAGAUUGGUAAAACAUGUCCUUGUGAAACGUUUGUUGAUGAUGAAGACAAAGAAUCGGGCGCUAAAAUUACGGAGAUUUCUCAUGAUGCUUUAGACAAGACCGAUAAUAAGGAAGAAGAGAAGGAAUUGCAAAAUAGCUGCAAGGAAGUAGCCAGAGAGGUGACUGUAAAAUUGGAACCUGGAUCCGCCGCAGCCGCGUCUGAAUCGGCCAAGUCUGACCAAGCCAGGUCUGAUGAACUUAAGUCUGACUCGGGCAGUUCUGACUUAGGGAAGUCUGAACCAGCUAAGUCUGACUCGGCAACAUCGGCACCACUGAAUCAGAAUCUUCUUGCUGUCGAUAGUGAAUCAGGUGAAGGUGUAGAUGAUGUGAACUUGAUAUGCGAUGAAAGCAUGGGGAUCGAUUCCCCCGCCAGUCAUGAACAAUUGUGGCUUACCGAAGAAAAGCGACGAAACCAUUUCUCGAAAAAAGCUGGCUUUGGCUUGGUUGAAGCCAAACCUCGCCAGAACAACGAGAUAUCCUCUGGUCUCAGUCUACUUAUGGACUACAGCUCAUCGGUGGAGGGCUCCCCGUGCGAGUCACCUGCUAAGAGCGAUAAUCAGACCAAAAUUGGAGCUUUUGACUUCCCGUUUGUAAGCGGACUUGAUCUGCUCGCCCUUGCUUGUGAGAAAAAUGGUGGAUUUUCGCUAUAUGAAAAUGUAACUCAGGAUGAUCAGAAGCACAAUAACGAAGCGGAGUGCUCGAAACCUGAGCCACAAGAUGAAAAGAAAGAGGAAGUGAUCAGAAAUGGUAAUUGUGUUCACCUUAAAGUUAUUAACUAAACUUCCCUAGAACUCGUUUGGAAUGCGACGUUUGUAGAAAAGUGUUAUUUGGCGAAGUAGUUUAAACCCAGUAACUGUGGAUUAGAGCAAAGAGAUUCCAUGAUCAUAAAUCUAACCACACUGUAAUGUAGACUAACUUUCUUAGCAGCUUGAAAAACUCUUUCAUGAAAACACUAAAAAGAAACUUGUACUGUUAGAAAUCCAUUAUUGGCCCUUGGAUUCGCGGGUGCUGUAGAGGAUAUUUAUUUUAUCGUAUCUUGGUGAUACUCUGUUUUAAUCUUAUAACGGAAACCGGCCGUUUCGAUAGGAACUCCAGCAGUGAAACUGCAAGACAGUUUGGAUCACUGAAAAUAUGUUUAGCGCGUGAACAAGAAAAACGUAUGGGGUGAAUAUUACUCAUGCUUUAAACCAAAUACGUGAAACUAUUUACAUCUCGACUGAAUCAACUUUGUAUCGAAACGACUGGUAAGCUUCAAUAACUUUUGUGUUAUCAAUGUUAUUAUUGAAAGACAAUAUAUACCAUUGACUAAUGCGGGAACCAGGUAAUAAUGUUAACCAUUUGCUUUUAUUAGGUUCUGUCCUAGUUGCUACACCCAGUGAAUGCACAAGUGCUGAGAGUUCAGAUGAAGUGCGCCAGGCCACACCCAUUGUGCCUGACCGCGCAGGACUCGAUCCUCCUAUGGAUGCACCACACUCUUGGCUCUGUAAUGGCCGCUUACUGAGACUCUUGGAUCCUAGAGCGCCAGGAAACGUGAAAGCGUUUGAAAAACGAUGGAAAAGGGGCGAGGUAACUGGAUGACUGAUAAAUUAUCUUCUUUUUUUCUAAAUUCUUCAACUUCGCUCAUUCAAGGAAUUCUAUCUGGAUACCUUAACUUUAACUUAAUCUCGGUUGUCUGUCCUUUGAUUGACUGAUUGCUUGAUUGAUUUUUUUUUUUCAUUUCUUUCUUACUUUCUUUCUUCUUUGGCUAGUAUUUAUUUUUUUAACUUAUUUAUUAAUUCAUUUAAGUUAAUCGUGUUAUUCCUUGCAUUAGCCGGUUCUGGUGAGUCAUGUGGACAAGUACAUGAACCUUGAUCUAUGGACACCUGAGGCUUUUGGCAAUGAGUUCGGUAAGUUUUCUUCGUUUGUACUCUCUCUUAGUCUGGUUGCUCAAAGCACGUGUCUUUGUAAACAAAUAGACGUAUUUCAAUGCACUUUCUUGUAUUUAAUUUUGGUUGACAGUUGAAUUUAACUGCUGUUGAAUUCUUUUGUCAAAAUCAGAAGACAGGUUAAGUCCUCAGGCAGUUGCCUACAAAGUUAACUUUAAUGGUAAUACCCCCUGUAUCCUGAACCGAUCCCCCUAAAACAUCGCAUACGUUUCUCUGUCCAACGCGCUUAAUCACCACGUUGCCCUUAUAAUAGGAAGGUCGGCUGCUGUAAAUAGCUUGCUUGUGUCGUGUUUUAUUCAUUUCGUUUUUUGUUCUGUGGUUUUUAGGUUCUGAAAUCGCUGAUGUUGUCAACUGUAGAAAUGGAGUAGUUGUGGAGAGGUUCAAAGUUGGUGAUUUCUGGCUGGGCUUCGAGAGUAUUAAAGGUUUGUUUGCCGAUAAGGCAAAAGAAUGAGUUGACGAUUCCCGAGCUUAAGAAGUCACAUACGUCUUGGUAAAAACUGAUACAAAAUUGAAAAAAAGCUGGCCGCUGUUUUUUAAGAUUACCUGAAUGCCAUCCGUUUCAGUCUUCUUCAUUUUUGCCCAUCCUCGAUUCUGUGUUUCAGUUUUGUUCUUCUUUGUCUGAAUAAGUUAUUUAGAAAUUGCCAUCAAUUCUGUGGUCAUUCGGCAAGCGCUAUGUUAAUUGCCCAAGAUCGACUGUUCUAGCCUUUUUUGAAAGUAGUUAACUCAUUUGUCGCCAAACGUUUUCCUCUCAGAUCGUCCUUUAGACAGCAACGGAGAACCAAUGCUUUUGAAAUUAAAGGUAAAUAUGUCGCUUUUAUUACUUUAAUUAUUUGCUAAUGUUUUCUGUUGCCAAAUCUUUAAACUAAUUUUGAAAUUUGGCAUUUCUGAGAAAUGUCUAAUAAUUAUGGCAUUUUUUUUAUAUUUCAGGAUUGGCCGCCGAAGGAUGACUUCAGUGAAAAGUUACCAACUCGGUAAUUAUUUUGUACCGCACUGCCUUGCAUUGUAAAUGGUUUAUUUUUUACAUGAAGUGUUUUCAUGCCAAUUUAAUCAGUAACAUAACAAUCCGACUUUGAGGCGUGUUACCCCAACCACCACUAAACAUUUACACACAUUAUUGAGGAGAGACCAUGAGAAGCAAAGGUAACAAUGUGUAGGUCCAGGAAAUAUCUAUACCCUCCCCACGGAGGGAAACGGAAAUUCGGGGGGUAGGCAAUUCCCGACGGGGUGGAGGGGUGGCUUUUUGAGGUCUUUUUUCUGGGAGCUUCAAGUAUGAUUGGCAAGUUAUUGCUCUUCGGCGGUGGCUCACCGUUAAUUAUUAGCUAAGAAAGAACUCUACAGGGCAAAAUUGAAUUUAUUAGACCAUGCAUUAGCAUAAAAAAAUGUUUUCUCACUUUAUCUAAGAAGCAAUUACAUUUCCAUGGGGGGUCCCAACCAAGAUGGAAAAUCGCGGAAAUUCCAGGGUAGGGAUAUGACAAGCACCCCCUGGAGUAGAAAUUCCAAGGGGGUGGGGGGUCUAAAGCAAAAGUACCCUCCGUCGUGGGGAGUAUGGAUAUUUUAUGGUACUACACAGUGAUAUCUCCCAGCCAAGGCUUGAACUCGGAUUUCCAGGUCUGAGUUCCUAAUUCACUACGCAUUCACGCAAGACCAGAGAGAAUUCAAAGGUUUCCUUGUUUAAUCAUGUAACAAUUUUAAUCACAUUUUUGUUGUACAGAUUUGAAGAUUUGAUGAACAAUGCGCCGUUACCUGAGUACACCAGAAGAGACGGUUCAAGAAAUUUAGUCUCCAGGUACAAAACUGUUAUUUAUUUUUACUUAAAAGGCUGUGUUGCUUUAAGUUUGAAACAUCUGUUUUUCCUUUUUUAAUAAUCUCCAGGUUGUUAUGAUUUAAGUAACGUUGCCUUUUUUCCUAAGGUUGCCAGACUUUUUUGUCACACCGGAUCUUGGACCAAAGAUGUACAACGCAUAUGGUAAGAGUUUCUUUGAUUUUGGAAUUGUAAUAAUAUUUAUAUUACAAGAGAAAGGACAUCAAUAACCUUCCUCUUUCUUGGGCAAGUGGCAAGUAUGGUUACAGAUUAAGGGAAAUGCUGUAAUGGCAGACAACGCGUAUCCUGUCUUAUCCCUGAGGAUUGAAAAUGUUGUACCGCUGGAGGAACAGGAGACCUUUCUUAUUUGUUUUGUUCGUUUAUUGUUAGGUUCUGCCGCGUGUCCAAAAGAAGGAACAACGAACCUUCAUCUUGAUAUGUCAGACGCUGUUAACGUUAUGGUUAGUAAAACAAUAAGCACUUAAUGACUGGUCCCAAGGGAAACAGUUAAUUUUGUUUCCUCCGCUUCGGGAAACAUUGAGAUUCGAUAAUGAAGCUGGAAAUUCAUUAAGCCUUGCUGAAACGGCGGUCGUCGGUGAACAUUCGCUUGUAACAGUGUACUGUUACCCUCUGACGUCAUAGAUUUUGCAGUGUUGCCCGCUCAGAGAUUUUAGCGGGAAACAGUUUCGUUGUUUGUGACCUCAAAGUAACCAAUGAGAGCGCGCGCAGUUGGGAAAAAAUUUCCAGCAAUAUAACAAUGAUAAUUACCAUUUCCAUCGCCGUCAUCAUGAUCAUAAUUUUCAUCAUUACAAUAAUUAUUUUUAUCGCUAUCGUCGUUAUCAUAGAGGUGCCCGCAAUCUUAAUCUCCAGGGCUGGUUUGUUCAAAGCGAGGUUAAGAGAACUCAGGGUUAGUGCGAAAUUUGAAUUCAAAUAUGAAAACUUAAAACGCAAUAUCAGUUUAAUUCUUUUUGUCUACAAUUUGAUGAUUGGAUGAUCUUAAAAUAACAGACAAAAAAAUUUAAAAAUUUAACCCCGGGUUAGCGCUAAUCGCCCUUCGAACAACUGUGCCCAGGUUACUAGUGCGCAUGCUUGGCACGUAUGUAGCUAGCUUCGUUUGAACUACCUGUAAUACUGAAUGGAGUGCACAGAAGGCAAUCUGAUCACGGGCGUUUGGACCUUUUAUCACUCGGAAUCUGAUCACGCGUGUUUUGACCAUCUAUCACAUAAACGUGCGCAAAUCACAGCGUUAGAGCGAAAGGGUUUUGACCAUCGAUCGUUGUCGCCCGCACUCCCUAACCUUCAGUUUUUACUAGUUGUAAUCAUCAUCAUCAUCAUCGUUACCACUCCCACCAUAACAUUCGUCAUCUUAUUGUCGCGUUCGUUAAAAUCAAGGUCAAGCUCAGCUAAAUAUAAAUUGGAGAGAACUAAGUUGCUUGUCGUCCAACCUCUCUCUUACUCGCGUGACUUUCGCUUAACCGCCUGAUUUCUGGAGCAGAUAUAAAAUUAGUUACAGCAAUUGAGGCAACUGGAGUAAGGUUCGUUUUAUUGCAGGUGUAUGUGGGAGUUCCUAGAGAUGAAGGAGCUGGAGAAAAAGAAAGAGAGGACGCCAUCAAGGCAGUGGAUGAGGCCUGUGAUGAAUCACAGCAAUUACGAGUCCGUCAAGAAACAGCCAGAAUUGUAAGAAAAUACUCGUUUGUUCCUGUUUGAAUUUCUUUUUUCCAUAGGGAAAAUGGAUCAUUAUACGUUUCUGGGAAACUGCCCACCUACCCCUCCCCUAAACCAACAUUUUUGUGAGAAGUAAGUGUGUGUGGGGGGGGGGGGGGGGAGGGUGCUAGUUGGGCAUUUUCCCAGAAACGUAUGAUGACCCAAAUUGAGAAAAUAAUAGUGAAAAAUAAAACGGCCGGUGGCUUAUGACGCCACUUCACUUUGCUAGCCAGAACGAUAAUUCUGAUCACGCGUCGAUUGUUAAAGUACUGCAGAUUGUUCAAGUGCAACUGGACAGAUUCUAUCUAUUCUCCAUGAAGCUGGAGCGCUCUUAGUGCCUAUUCUAAGGUUAUGCGUGGGAAUGGGUCUGGUUUAUGUCGAAUUGCACCAUGGGACUGUUUUGGGGACGAAUUUUGACCCAGUCUCCUACACAAUCUGUAACAGCCAAUAAAAGAAGUGAUCAGCAGCGUCCCCAAAAUAGUCCCGUAAAGGUGAUGUUACACGGGACGAUUUGCAACGACGUUUUUUAGCGGAACACAGGGUUGCAAUGUUGGAACAAUGUUGUAACCAUUCGAAACAAUGUUUUAACAAUGUUGUAACGCUGUGUUGCGCUAAAAGUUUAAACCGAAAAUAUUUAUUUGUGUGGUGUCACACUGUAUGGUGUCGCGGGUUAUAGCUUUUCUUUUAUUCCAGGGCGCGUUAUGGCACAUCUAUGCAGCAGAGGAUGCCGACAAGAUUAGGGAGUGUCUUCGAGAGGUCAGUCGCUAUCUUAGACUUGUGUAAACAUGAAUAUCAGGACAUCCCACUUGUCAAGAACUUGUAGCAUGCCUAAUUUAACACCGUGCUGAAUGUUUUUUGAACUUCAGGUCGCCAAGGAACGGAGAUCGAAACACCCUUCACAUCAUGACCCAAUUCACGAUCAGGUAAGAGCAACAAUAAUGUCUUGAAACAUCAUUCGGAGAGUCAGAGUAAGCUUCCUAAACUAUCCUAUUGCUUACUUGUUUUUAUUUUUAUUUUUGUUAUUUUUAUUUUGUGACUGGUGUGCUACAGGUGGUGACAUAAGCAUAGAGGACUCAGAUUUUUUCUUUGCAUGGCCCAAUCUCGUGACAUAGCGAAUAUUUCAUCUUUUUCCCCCUUGGCAUCGUCGUUUUUAUGAAACGAAACGUUGUGGCUAUCAGAGUGUUUUUGUAUAAUUAUGGGACAGGUGACAGAACUGUGUGUCGUCCAAUUCUGUGUGUAAUUAUACUCGUGGUUACGCCCCACAGUAUGCAUUUGGCAUUGCUGAUCAGUCCUAGCCAUUUGAAGGACACGUGUCAGAUAUAAACCUUAGCUAAUAAAUGAACUUGCAUGAGUCUCUCCGUUGCUCAGUGGUGUUUGUAAGGUCAUAGGUCCGAUUGAUGUUGGGGACUCAGCUGUUGUCUUGUCCAACCUUUGUGUAAUGUCGUUUUUCUUGUUUUUUCGUGUUUUCAGUGCUUUUAUUUGGAUCAUGACAUCAGACAGAGACUGAAGAAGGAUUAUGGAGUGGAAGGUUGGGCAAUCUGUCAGUGUUUAGGUGACGCUGUGUUCAUUCCAGCUGGUGCGCCUCAUCAGGUUCGUCUCGCACAUAACCCAGAGUUACAUGAGUAAUUUCGGCCUCCAAAUCAGGUGCUUUUCUGUUUGGAUAGUCCUUAAGUGUGGAAAUUUUUCUUGCAGGUGCGAAAUCUUUACAGCUGUGUCAAGGUCGCUGAGGACUUUGUAUCUCCAGAGGUAGGGUCGGAUUGAAAUAUUCCAGAAUAUUGCAGUUGUGGAGAUGUUAUGAUAAGAUUGUAAGGACCGUGUCACUGCAGUCUAGUUGAUUUUAGGCUGAUUUAGCAACAGAACGGGAACAUCAGUUGACGACGGGAAAGCGCGCGGAAAUGACUUAACGCGACUUCCGGUACUCAAUUUGCCGCUCUGCCAUUGGUCAAGGCAGUUGUUUGAUUUGAGCGCGCCCUCGUCAACUGACGUUCCCGCUCUAUAAAUCAGCCUUUUAUUAAGUAAAGGCGGUUUUGAGCGAUGCACGUCAACAGGAAGGGAGGUCUUUUUCAUUUUAAAGCACCUUGACGCCGCCAAAUUUGUAUUUCUAAAUGUCUUUACUCUUAUAGAGACGAUUUGUCCAAAAUUUUGGGCAAAACCACCGUCCAAAAAAAAUGAAAAAAGACCACUUCCGGUUGACACGCGUCGCUCAAAAGCGUCUUUAUAUUGCCAACUUCACGCCCUUAUUCACAAUGGAACUUAACGUUGGCAAAAAAAUAAUAAUUGCAAAUGAGAAAAUCGCACCUUUAUGUCAAACAAAUUAGUCUUCCAAGCAUUUUAGCAAACGUUACAACAACAAAAAUGAACUUUGAAAAACUGUUAGGCUAACAAGUUUUCACAAUCCCUUUUAAUCUUUUUUAUUUUUGUCCAUCCGUACGUUGUUUUGUAUCUGCUGUAUUAUUCUUACCUUCUUUUACUGUUUUAAGCUUUUUUAAAAAUGUGUGGCUCAAUUUGGUGGCGGUUCCAACUGUCCGAAUGUCGAUGAUGAAUUUCGUGACACAACUCCUUUAACUUGUUCAAUUUUGCUUAAUGGAGUCAUCUCCAGCUACUUUUGUGACUAUCUUUGGUUGUAUCUCUUCUUUUACUUUUGCCAGCGCAUCGAUCACUGUGUUCAAAUGACGCAGGAGUUUCGUCACUUGUCAGACAAACACACAAACCACGAAGACAAACUUCAGGUAAAAACCGAAUGAUUUCUCUUUUCCAAUUCAGGUUACCAAGUUCAAGACCAAAUGAGCUCCUUGUAAAAUAGUAGCCUGUUCCAAGCUCUUACGUAGCCGCCGCUUAUUUAUUCUUGCAAAGGAAUAUGGAAAAAAAAUUGACGCGCGCAGAGGCGCUUGGGAAAUAGAGAAGAGCUUCCUUUCUUCCCUUGAUGCACCUCAAACUCACAAAAUCCUUCCCAUUAAUCACGGCGCGAAUACAGAGAAGGGACUAGGUACGAGUCUCUAAGAUAGUAAUGUGUAAGAUCGUGAAAACGUACUAACAGGCGAAAUCCAGACUUGACAUAAGAAGAGGGUCGUUAAAGGAAUGCAAACAGGAUCUUUCUCCGUCUUUUCCCGUCUCCGCACCUUCUCCCAGAUCGCGCGCGUCUUGACAUUGUUUUCGCGACCUCCCCACUAUCUAAGAGCCUGGCACAGGCUGCCUUAAAGGGACCAUGUCAAGCUGUUUGCUAUCUUUUUAAAUAAGUUAGAACUUGUCUUCGUAUCAAUUGAAUUCCAAAAAGAAUUGGCCAGAUUUGUUAUUUAAGAAUAUAUUUUAGGCACUGAAACUGUUAUCAGUCGUCUGUUGCAAAGGAUGGCAAGGAUGGACACGGAUGGAAACUUGAAAAAAUUGGGUGAACAUUUUCAAGUUUCCAUGCUAUGUCUGCAAAAGUCACUAAAAAAGUAUUAUGGUUGGUGCUUCCUGAUAAAAUUUGAUUGAUAUCUUUCUCAUAUCUCUAACGGAGCAUUUUGUGAAUGGGAAAAGGCUGUAAGUAAUGACUUCAACCCAGAAUUGACCUAAAACCGCAAUAUACUCGUGGUAUAGGCGAAUCUUUGCUGACGUCACUGUUUACAUUUUUCCUCAUUAGCAUACGACUUAACUCACAGACCUAAAUACGAACUAAAAAUUUUCAGCUCUUUGCGAGCAAUAUUGAGGGAAAUAUCAGCAAUCAAAAACUGCGAAGUUGCUGUGUGGCAAAAAAGUUAAUGAGCCAUACAUUCUCUGUAAAAUUUCGAGUUUUGAGAAGAGAAUUUCUCCGAAACCAUUCGGUGUUUUGGGCUCAAAUUUUCAGGGAUAACUGAAACUGUUAUGCUCUUUCAAUAUUCAGAGUUUUUAUUUUAUUACCGUCAUCAGAUAGUGAUAAGCAUAUGUUAAUGAGGUAAAAAGUGUAAACAAAGAUUCGCCUAUAGCGCCUUUAAUAAGCAUAUGUGAGAGUAAGAAAAAAAAUAAAGAGAAAGUUUAUUUGCGGAGAAAACAAAACAAUGUAUAGUAUUCAUCUGGGCUAAUCAUGUUCUCAAACUAUUCUCAUCACUCUUCUGAUGGUUAAAAGCAAGAACUUUACAGACGAGACGUUUGAUACUGAUUAUAUUCUAUCGCAGGUUAAGAACAUAAUCUACCAUGCAGUGAAGGACGCUCUGAAAUCUCUUCAACACUACGAAAAGGAGCUAUCUUCAACCGAAGAGCAAAGAGGAAAGGAAUGUGAUGGAGUCGGUUAAAGAUUUUUUUUUUCGUGCGUUUGAGGUUGAGAAGCUUUGUUCGGAUGUAGAUCCUUCGCGCGUUUCAGCUAGACUAGAAUGAUAAACAAAACAUUGCAUUGCUUGCUUUUGUUAAAGAAGUAUCAAAUAUUUAAGACGUAGAAAGGCUUUUGGAAAUCGAUGAUGAUCCAACUUGUUUUUCAAAAAAGUAGCUAUGAUUGUUAUACGAAAACCUCUUUGGACAUCCCUUUGCAAUACUUUCCUUCUUUUUCACUGUACAUAUUUCUUCUUAGGAAAAGAAAAAUACGUAUUAAAUCCAAUAGUUUUAGAUAAAGAUAUUUUACAAAUUACUGAACUAGCUGGAACCAAUUAUAACUUGAGUUUGUAAACUGAAGAGCUCAUACUUUUGGUUUCAAGUACUUAGUUGUAGUCAUAUAAUUUGCCCUUAGUAAAAAGUGAGUUAACAAUACUUUAAUCGAUUACUAGUAUUUAUCGUCAGUGGAGUGAGCGUCCGUUGACAGUUGAUCAGUUCUCACCAACAUUCAAGAACGUGAUGUGAUUAUUAAUUUUACGUUUAUUUAUAGGAGUUUUAUUUUUGCAAGCUGCAGCUUUUUGCAGUUGUUUUAUGAUGCAUAUAUACAUAUAUGGAACGAAAAAAACGACAGUGGUGAUAAAGAAGGUAGACAUAUUCCAGAACUAGGAACUGGAUGUAUAAUUGUCUUAUAACGACGUCCUCCUGAAAUUCAUACGAAAAGUACAGAGCGUAAGCCAGGAAGGCCGUGCGGGUGAGAUCGUAUCUCCAGUCUCUUUAAGCUUUGUGUUGCAACCUCCAUGAAAAAAAAAAACAGUACCGUGACAAACAUUUCACUUUUUGGGAGCGCAACGUGUUGACAGUUUUCUCCUGCCUUAGUCAAGCACGGAUUGUUUGAUCUCAGUCAUUCUCAUGAAAAAGUAAAUUGCAGUAAUCUCGAGUUCUUAUGAGCGCCUCCUCCCUCCCACCUACUUCUUCCGAACACAUUUGAAAAGAAAGGUCUUUUCUAUGUCUCACUUUCUUUCUCCCCCUUUUUUUCGUAGAAUACAGGCUUAUAUUGAGAUGUUGGUCGAGUGUAAAUGUAAAUAGCGUGUCUUACUUUACAUUGGCUUGUACAU